Molecule: messenger RNA, 909 nt
Organism: Ceratitis capitata (Mediterranean fruit fly)
Lineage: Eukaryota; Metazoa; Arthropoda; Insecta; Diptera; Tephritidae
Exons: 2
Coding region: 76-822 (248 amino acids)
Source: RefSeq, a predicted model, not a curated record
CCGAAGCCAUUGGGUUUCAGAGAUUUCAAUAGAAAAUUCUCUAUUAGUUUCAAUUUAAAAUCUUCCGAAAAUAGCAUGACAAUGCUGCCGCGCUUGCAAUUACUGUUGUUGGCUGUUAUUAUCACUGUAAUCAGCAAAGAUGCAAAGCUCACGACCGCCAAUGUGCUUUUCCGUUUCGCCUUCGAUUUUCAUGUAAAAUCUGGUAACGAUUCAGCCGAGACCCAUGGCGGUGUUUUUAAUAAAACUUGGAUUUUUGAAAACAAUCACAUUACCGUGAAAAAUAACCUCAGUCCAGAUGAGUCAGUAGAGGAAGAAUUAAUAAGUCAAACCGAAAAUGCGCCGUCGGAAACCUCUACUGUCGGACCACUUAGAUCGAUGGCUGACUUUUGGGCACAGCAACGGAAUCUCAAUAGCGCAACGGACAGGAAAUUAAGAGAAAUCGUUGAUACGUUAACCAAAAUGAAUCAGGAGAUUACAACAGUGGUUGGACGUAGUGAUUUUGUAGCUUCUAAGGUGAAACUAAUCACACGCUAUCUGAAUAUUUUGGACGCAGCGGCCGCAGAGGAGUUCAGCUCAAAUCUGACCACAACCCAUACUAAAUUUGACUAUUUGCGAAAAUUCAUUAAAUUGGCUGACAAAUUGAAGGAGCCUCCAGCCGGCGUAGAAGGUGGUGAACGCACAUUGGACUAUGUGCUGAUGAAAAUGGCACUGGAUAAAUACCGUAUUGCGCAGUUGCGAGUAGAGGUGGAUGAACAGGUGACGGUGGCAGAAGAUGCAUGGCAACAGUAUGUUAAAUCGAAACUGGUUGAAGUAGACGUUUAGGGCGAGACCGCGUGUGAUGCUAUUAAUGAGGAAAUACAUAUUUCUAUGUACACACAUAUAUUAUGUAUCAGAAUGUGUAAUAAAAUA